Molecule: messenger RNA, 916 nt
Organism: Ostrinia furnacalis (Asian corn borer)
Lineage: Eukaryota; Metazoa; Arthropoda; Insecta; Lepidoptera; Crambidae
Exons: 4
Coding region: 198-857 (219 amino acids)
Source: RefSeq, a predicted model, not a curated record
AAAUUUUGAAAAUAAACUGACUGAAUUGUGAACGUGAAUGUUUGUUUAUUUUUCUUUUAUUCUUCCUAUUAAAUAAACUAAAGUGAAACCAAAAUUGUGUUUGCAAGAGUGUUAUCAGUGUAUUUGCUAAAUAAAAAACUCUGUGCUAUAUUCCUUUGUGUGUUCAGUCAUACUUCUCAGAUCACGGAACUAUUAAAAUGUCUAAUGAACGCAACACAGAGAUGCAAGAGUCUCUUAGGCGUGAAGUAAAUUUAUUGCAGAAACGUUGCGUUGAGGCAUGCAAUAUUAUUGAAAAUACUCCAACACAUACUGAGCUUAUUACCCCAGAUAACGUGGGAGAAAAAACUCUUUGCUACAUCGAGGGAGUACGGACAGAUAUAGAUAAUUCCAACACUCCUAUAGUGACUGAUGAUAAUCUACUAACUAGCCAAUUUCUGAAUGAAAUCAAGCACAGAACUUUAGAAGUUGAGGAACUAGUAGCAUAUACCAGAGGUUCUAUUCAUGAUGUUGAGAAUGAAAUCAACAGACUUAAUUCGCUCAUCAAAACCUCACAAGAAGCAAAGUCCAGACCGCGUGUUCAGAUACAAGCAGUGCAACCUCCGCACGUUGAAAAGGCCAAAGAGAGAUUUCUGACUAUGAAAAAUGAACUGCACGGCCUCAUAAACUCGUUGUUUCCCAAUCAUGCUGAACUGAUCACUGAUGUUUUGGGGCAACUAAUGCAACAAAAGUUAAACGAAGCAUCGAGUGAUUACAUACCAAUUACAUCAGAGAACUACCAAGUUGUAGAGCUGCUGAAAGACAUAAACCUUGUCACCGCCAACCCUUAUAACAAUACCGAAGUGAAACUAGCUUAUUAGACUUGCUAUAAAUAUGUUAUAAUUCUAUUUUGUUAUGUAUAAAAUAUACUGUAAGCAAA